Molecule: messenger RNA, 3647 nt
Organism: Clupea harengus (Atlantic herring)
Lineage: Eukaryota; Metazoa; Chordata; Actinopteri; Clupeiformes; Clupeidae
Product: protein Niban 1-like
Source: RefSeq, a predicted model, not a curated record
CCUCCCCAAAUUUGAUGCCCGGUAAUUCCAAAAUUAUUAGAAUAGGCUAAAGGCUAUUUUAGCCUUGUAUUUGAGCCUUCAUCAGAUUACCCCAGUCAUGUCGUGAUUCUAUAGGCUGAACUUCGAGGAAGUUCAAAGAAAUCUGUAAGACAGAAUUGUUUCAUUUUUCACGAGUGACAGCACGCCCAUUACUUCAUGACAGCCACCAAAAAGAGGCGCACCCGUCUGUGCAGACACAGAGAAGAGAGUUGUGUGAGAGGCUGAAGUUUCCCCUGACCAUGGGUGGAUCGCCUUCCAGUCAACUGGAUGAGACUACAUCCAACCACAUAAGAGAGCAGACAGAGGCAGAGUUGAAGGGCUUCAGUCCUCACUUCAGGAGGCAGUACUGUGUGGCCCUCUGCUCCAAACUGCAGCAGGAGCUGGAGCAGCACAACACCAGCCCAGCACUUCUCCUCAAACAGAGGGAGCAUGCAGGGGUGUCGGAGGUGCUCUAUGAGGGGGGUGUCUUGCAGUGUGAGGACGGGAAGAAGUGGAGGGACAGAUGGGUCGUGGUGCGAGACUACAGCCUGGAGCUUCACGACAACCAGGAGGUGUGGAAGAAAGGGACUCCUGCACGGCAGAAGCUGGUGGUGGUCGGUGGCACUGUGGUUACUUCAAGAGAGAAGUAUGAGGCUUUGGUGCACAAGGUCGUUCCUGAUCUGAGCAAUGGACAGGAGGACUCUGCCCCUGAGCUGCUGCCACCCACUGCAUUUCCAGUAUAUCUGAGGUUACCAUACCGACGCGAUGUUUACCUCUGCUGCCACGACAACAAACAGCGGUGCCACUUGCUUUCCAUUCUCAGUCACGGCAUCCGUCAUCAGAACCAUGACUCCAUGCACAAACCUACGUGUGAGACGCAGGCCUUCCUAGCAGCCACCCACUUCCACAGACAGGAGAAAGGCCACUAUGAAUCAUGGGACAUGCUCGUGGGCGAUGACACGCAGGUCCUCACACAUCUGGUCAUGGAGGGGGUUGUUGCUGUUCUGCAGAAGGAGGUGCUUCCACAGCUGAAGGGGAAGAAGGCAGAGAGGAGGAGAGCCUGGUUGUCUCUGGUGGAGGCGGCCCACACUCAGGUGCUAGCUCAAGUGCAGGAAGCAGUGCAUAGCCUGAAGGAGGAGUGCACUGCCUCAGCCCAACAGCAGGGGGUGCUGCUGCGCUCAAACAUCGACCAGAUCGCCUCCUCUCGCACCUUUCUGGAGACCAAGCUUCAAGCCAUGGCGUCCGGGCGAGCCCAGAGUGUGUGUGCGGAGCACGUCACUCCGUACCUCAGCUCCGUGCUGGAGGAGCUCCUGGAGCCGGUGAACGGAGGGUUCCACGCCGUCAGGCAGCUGUGUGAGGAACGGCUGGAGCGCCUCUGCAGGGACGUCCACCAGGGCGGGACCUUCCAGCAGGUCCAGCAGAGCCUCCAGCAGGCCAGCAGAGCAGAGCUUGAGGAGAGCUUCCAGAGGCUCGAGGUUCUUCACGAGAAGCUCCAGGGGCUCCAGGGUCGCUUCAGAUUCUCCAACACUACAAAGCUGGUGCAGGGAGCACAAAUACACAUGCAGCAGCUGAUAGACAAUGCCAUGUACACCUUUGAGUCGCUGCUCCAGUCUGCUGUGAAAGACAACCCUGCUCAGCUGGGGUCUGUCAUGGAGAAAGCCAAGCUGAGAGUCCUCAAGCAAUAUAACUACGACAGCAGUACGGUGCGGAAGCGGUUCUUUCAGGAGGCGCUGGUGGACGUCACACUCCCGGUGCUGAGGAGACACCUGGGGCCCACCUGCAGACCUGAGUUGGAGAAGUUUGAACAGUACAUAUUCGCGGAUUGCACUGACUUCAUAAAUGUGGAGAAUGUAUAUGAGGACAUUCUGAUGAAGACCCUCACCCCUGAAGUGAAUAAAGUGGUGACGGAGGCAGCCAGCCAGAAGAAGCACAACCUGUUGGUGGACAGCUCUGACCUUCAGUCCAUCAGCCAGGGCAGCCUGAGUGACAGCCUGAUGCCUCCUCGCUCCGCCCCCUCCAGCCUGAGUGACAGCCUGACGCCUCCCCGCUCCGCCCCCUCCAGCCCAUCCAAGCAGGCGGGAGGUCCUGCCCGCUCCCAGCAGGCUGAGCUUAAGCCCUCCCCUCUGGCCGGCAGCACAGGGGCAUCUGAGGGGCACAAGGACGGCAUAGAGGGGCGCAAGGAGGGGCAGGAAGAAGAGAAGCAGGCCAAAGAACAAGGACAACCAUUAAAGCAACAGGAGGAACAGGCCAAAGAACCAUUAAAACAACAGGAGGAACAGGCCAAAGAACAAGGACAACCAUUAAAACAACAGGAGGAACAGGCCAAAGAACAAGGACAACCAUUAAAGCAACAGGAGGAACAGGCCAAAGAACCAUUAAAACAACAGGAGGAACAGGCCAAAGAACAAGGACAACCAUUAAAACCACAGGAGGAACAGGCCAAAGAACAAGGAGAACCAUUAAAACAACGACAGGAGGAACAGGCCAAAGAACCAGGAGAACCAUUAAAACCACAGAAGGAACAGGCCAAGGAGCGGGACAGCGCAACCCAAGACGCUUCCCCGCCUGCCGCGCCCAAAGAGGAGCCAUCCCCUGAGCCACAGACCGGUCCUCAAGCUCCCUCGUCUCGGGUCGAACCGGACCGGGUGACUCCUGGCACCUCUACAGUCCGCACAGACAGAGCCAUCUAUCUCAACCCUCCUGCAGGGGUUCUGGCCGGCAGCGCGGUGCCUCGCGCUGAAGACGACUCGACCUCCCCUACGCUCCCCCAUGCCACGCCACCAGGAGCGGUGCCUCGUGUUGAUGACGACUCGACCUCCCCUACGCACCCCCAUGCCACGCCACCAGGAGGCAGCGGUGAUGAGGCGGCGGCAGCCGUGACACCGCCAUCUAGAGUUGUGGAGGAGACAGGAGGAGAAGGAGGGGGAGGUGGGGCAGCCGUGACACCGCCAGCUAGAGUUGUGGAGGAGACAGGAGGAGAAGGAGGGGGAGGUGGGGCAGCCGUGACACUGCCAUCUAGAGUUGUGGAGGAGACAGGAGGAGAAGGAGGGGGAGGUGGGGAUCCGAAGGGGACUGGAGGUCAGGCCGCUGGGGGGGAGAGCACUUCCUCUGAACCAACAGCAGGGGGCGCCACAGCCCCUCCAUCUUGCACGAGUGAGGGGGAAGAGGAGGAGGAGGAAGAGGAGGGGCUUUUGGACAGUGUGAAGGCUAUACGGGAUCUGGUGGUGGAGGUCAUCGAGGUGGAGGACUUCAUCAGACCCUGUCCCGGUGGCAGAUCAGCUUAGGGUCACACUCUGAGGGAGUGUCAACAACCUGAGCUGCAUGGAACUAAUGGACAUCACAGAAACACAAUAACAAGAGAACUGAUACAUGUCAUUGACAUAGAAGGGCUUAAUACUAACGCAGUUUUACACGGAGAUAUUGGGCUUAAUACUAACGCAGUUUUACACGGAGAUAUUGGGCUUAAUACUGACGCAGUUUUAGAGGAGAUAUUGGGCUUUUAAUGCAACUUACCAAGAGAACAUACAGUCAAUGUAGUAUUUUCAUACUACAGUAUUACAAUUAUUGUGUGAUUAAUGUUGCACGUUAUAUUUUAUUGUUUAAUAAGCUGCUUUUAUUGUUUAAUACUG